UUGAAAGUGGAGAGAGACAGUAAGGCUUAUGCGUCUCAGCCUCUCGUCAGGGAAACAUCAUACUUGAUCAUCCUGAAUGUGUUUUUGACUCUUGCAAUGACAUUCGUUUAAUGAAGCGUAAUACAUCAGUACUGGAUACCUUGAGGAAACAUCAUGCAAAAGCUCCGCGGAUCUCGGAGCUGUUUUUCUGUGAAGAAUGUUAUAUUUUUCGUAUCUCCGCUGUAAUAGAAGAUGAAUUAUGCAUUUUGUGCUAACAGUCGCUUGUAAGGUGCGUGAACUCCCAUGACUUGACGGAUUUUUUUUGCGUGACCUGAUGUCCGAUGGAAACAGUGGAUGAAUAAAAUCACCUAUUCCGUCGAUUAGUGGCGUAUAUUUCGUCCCGUCACUUAGUUUAUUUGCACUCAUAUAAGAAUUUGUAACAUUUUGCUGAAAAUCCGAUGGACCGAGCAUCUUCGCAUAAUAAAAUGCGCGCGCAGCUGUAUUAAUGAAGAACUUGUCUCGGUUAAUAAUCACAGAGGGUUUGGAAACUACACAAUGAGACUGAGAUCAUCGAGGAUGGGUUACCUGUUCCUUCAAUUUAUGACUCUAUGUUUUUACACUCAGAUGUCGAUGCAGUCCAUCUCUGUGCCCAAUUUUAAGCACCAUGUAACGGAGCAGAGUCUUCUGUCAGACAGGAUGAGUCGAAGGUUAACAAGGACUUAUCAGCUCUAUAGCCGAACCAGUGGUAAACAUGUUCAAGUCCUGGGCAACAAGAGAGUCAAUGCCAAUGGUGAAGAUGGAGAUAUUCAUGCUAAACUAAUUGUGGAAACUGACACAUUUGGAAGCCGGGUUCGAAUCAGAGGAGCAAAAACAGGAUACUACAUUUGCAUGAACAAGAAAGGCAAGCUUAUUGGGCGGAGGAAGGGCCGUGGCAGGGACUGCAUAUUCACCGAAAUCGUUCUGGAAAAUAACUACACGGCUUUGCAGAAUGCUAAGUACAAAGGCUGGUACAUGGCCUUUACACGCAAGGGCCGACCCAGAAAAGCCACGCAGACCCGGCAGCACCAGCGAGAGGCCCACUUCAUGAAACGUCUUCCUCGAGGACACCUGUUAACAGAACAGAAGCCUUUCGAUUUAAUCCCGUAUCCCCUUAAUAAGAGGACUAAGCACCAUCAGCGCAUGAGCGUGAAUUGAGAAAAGGGAAGCCGGUGACAUGUGCUUAGACAAACACUGUUGGAGCCCCUUUCAUAUCUUAUACUGGAAUGCUAUCUUAAUUUGAGUUGAUCUAAUCUAUGUGCAUCCAGAGUUAUUGGACAUUAUGGCAAACAUUUUGAAAGAGUGGACUCAUGAUUGUUAUAAAGAUCAAGGAAACUGAGCAGACUCUGAGAUGAAUGACUGUACUAGGAACAGUGUGUUCUGGGAAAAUGCCAGUAUAAUGACUGAAGAGACGGAACUGUUGACUGAAUUGAGGGCACUGUAGGCCUUGUAUUAAUGAACAUCAUAUCUCUGGGAAUGAAACAGGACAUUUCACCAACGUGGCAGCUACCUACUGAUGAUCACAAACACAUGCAGACACAUGAUGUUGAAUGAUAUAAUCAAGAAGCAUCUUUAUUGUUUGUACAUUACUAUAUAUUUUUAUUGGAAGAUUCUUAAAAAAUGAUGGAAAUAUUUAUUUUAGAGUGUGUAUUAAAUUCAUUUAAAUGUACUGA
Messenger RNA from Myxocyprinus asiaticus (Chinese sucker), 1688 nucleotides. Its product is annotated as fibroblast growth factor 8b. The record is from RefSeq and is a predicted model, not a curated record. Gene Ontology annotation, biological process: regulation of cell migration; fibroblast growth factor receptor signaling pathway; positive regulation of protein phosphorylation. Gene Ontology annotation, molecular function: growth factor activity; type 1 fibroblast growth factor receptor binding; type 2 fibroblast growth factor receptor binding. The transcript is spliced from 5 exons. Gene Ontology annotation, cellular component: cytoplasm. NCBI's taxonomy places the organism in Eukaryota, Metazoa, Chordata, Actinopteri, Cypriniformes, Catostomidae. The coding region runs from base 535 to 1173 and encodes 212 amino acids.